Anopheles maculipalpis is the source of this 4507-nucleotide messenger RNA. RefSeq lists its product as uncharacterized. Lineage: Eukaryota; Metazoa; Arthropoda; Insecta; Diptera; Culicidae. The transcript has a single exon. The coding region runs from base 13 to 4494 and encodes 1493 amino acids. The record is from RefSeq and is a predicted model, not a curated record.
UCACCAUUCACAAUGGCUGCCUCAGUCUAUGCAACACCACCACCGGAUCUUAGCGGCGAGGAAGCAGCCCUGAGUGAUGCAUCGAACUCCUCGCAAACCAACAGCUCUCACAGUUCGACGUUGAAAGCUUCCAAGCGUACGCUCUCGUCAUCGUUUCUGAACGCAGUUACAACGCAAAGCAGUACCACUACCUCGCAACUGAGCUCCGACUCGCUUCCAGAUCUGUCGAAAAAGCGACGUAAGCAAUCGAUGCCGAUACGAUUUUCGGCCAACGGGACGGCCAUUGAAAUACCAGCACCGGCCGGCACGGAAACGGUUGUCGAAGGCGACGAGCGAUCGAUGGAUGGAUCGCGUGGAAACGUGCAUGAUGUGCCAGAGGACGAGCAGGAGCGAACGGAAGCGGACAGCUCACCGAAUCCCACCAGUCCGGCAAUGGAGAAUGGCGACGACGAGAGUGCAGCAUUGCUGGAAGAGCAGCAAAACAACUUUCAGAAGAUAUUCCUUUCGAACCUUAGUCAAUUACAGCAAAAACACCUACAGUUGCAGCAACAGCAGCAACAGCACAGCGAGGGAUUUCUAGGCCUAUCCAAUCCGGGCACAACACUUCCUGAAAACUUCCUAUCCUCCAAGCUGAACAACUUCAUUGCGUUGAGUGGUGCUCGAGCAGAUCGGGAAUCAACCUCCGUACCCAGAAGCGACGAUGAGCAAGAAGCCACGGAUGAUCGUACGCAAUCCAUCGCGGGCGAUCCACCAGGCAGACAGCAAAGUCGUGAGCAAUCACCUGUUAGGAAACAUCCACCCUCAACCGAAGGUGUCAUGAAGACUCGAGAGACUGAUCCCGAGCGUAAGACAUCGUCCCCACCAGAGACUACGUCUGUUUCGGUGCCGGAAGGUGAUGAAAGGCUGGCCGAACAACCAUCAACUACAACUAGCCCACCAAAGAUUUCCCUCAAAAAGGAACUCCUGAUGGACCCGGAAUGGGAUGGCGAGAUUCGUAGCAACAUGCCCAAACCGGAUGACUGGAUAUCGAUCGCCGGGCUAUCGUUCCCAUUUCCACCGGAAGCUGCUGCAGCGCUGUCCGCCUCGGGUUAUCUUCCCCAGCUGCCACUGUUGGGUGUACCGACUGUGUCUGCGUUUGGAACGUCGGGCGAUGGUACCAAUCGGCCUGGUGUACCACCGUUGCGCAUCUUCAAUCCGGAAGCUUAUUGCGAUCUCUGCAACAAGGAGUUUUGCAACAAAUACUUUUUGAAAACACACAAAGCGAACAAGCACGGCAUCUAUGAAGCCGCACCAGGCAAUGGAAGUUCAGACGUGGCAAAUUCUGCCCUGUCGGCCAUGAACAAUCCCUUCAAUCCGAUUCAUCAGCUAUCGCAAGUGUUCCAGAUGCAGCAACAGCAGCACACUAGCGUCCCUAUCGCUGGCGAACAGCUGGAGAAACUCUCUAGCCAUCACGGCGGCGCUUCUGAUACGGAACGUUUGCAGUCUCAGGCGCUGCUGCAGUCUCAUGCCCAAUCCAUGACAGUGUGUCAACAGAAUCAACCAAAUGUGGGAAAAACGAUGCCCCAGCUACCGAUGCGUUCGGCUCAUUCUCCAAAAGUUUCCGUUGUACCAAAUCAAAUUCAACCCACCGUCUUUUGUGACAUUUGUUUCAAGAAGUUCAGCAGUCUUAGCGCUAUGCGCAAACAUCGCAGCAAGGCUCACGAGCUGUCAAACAGUAGUCAUCAGUUGCAACAGCAGCAGCAGCAGCAGCAGCAGCAACAGCAACAACUGCAUCAGCAGCAACAACAGCAGCAGCAACAACUUCAACAACAAUUACAGCAACAUUUGCAACAACAAUAUCACCAGCAAAUGCAGACACAGCAGCAACACGCAAAGCUCGCUGUGACCAGACAAGAAGCGUCCGAAUCCGGAUUGGACUCAGCUGGUGGAGGACCACUGCAGCUACCCGACGGUUUCCGGGAGGACUACACGAUCGAGCAGGAGGAUGCUACAUUUACUCCGCAGCCACGCAAACUAUCGCCACACUCGAUGCAAGCGGCAAAGGAAGCAAACUUCUCGGCAGACAAGCUACGUCGGCUCGGUGUUGUCAAUCCGGAAGCAUUCUGUGAGAUUUGCUGCAAGGAGUAUUGCAACAAAUACUUUCUGCGAACUCACAAGUUCAAACGCCACGGCAUCCUUCCGACGGCGGACGAGUUGAAGGACGAAGGAGGACGCCAGCCGUGGGCGCCGUUCCUGCAAACGAGCCCGCUGAACCUUAUCAUGGGCGGUACGGCGGCCGAUGUGGUGAAUGCUCAGAUGGCUCUGCAGGCAGCUUCGCCUUCCUCGCUACGAAAGCUAAUAACAAGCGGUGAGCUGGGCAAUGAUUCGGUUGCGAUCGAGGGCGCUAAAGGAGUGGAGAUCAAACGUGAACAGUCGCCGUCGGUGAAGAUGGACAAUGGAGGUGGUGAUUCGGAUGAUCAGCAGCAGUCCGAUGGUGGAAAUCCGGGAGCGAGCAACGCUGAUGAGGUUGCACGCGACGGUGGUAGUGACGAGGACGCAGAGGCGAUUAGUGUCGAUCUGCAGAAAUUGCAAUCGAUGAUCAUGCAACUGAACGACCUGAACAGCAUGCAGCAGCAGCGCAAGGUGGGUUGUGGCGUGUGUGGCAAGGAGAUGGCUAACCAGUAUCUCUUACACGCGCACAUGCUUCAAGAGCAUGGUUCCAUGGGCAUGGACAAUAACAACGGCCCAAAGGAGUCCCGUGCUCCGACACCGAACGAUAUGCCCGAGACGUGCAAGCACUGCGAUAAGGAGUUUGCAAACGUGUACAUGCUGAAACAGCAUUUGGUGGAAGUGCAUGGCAGUAUGGCCGGUAUACCGAGCCCCAAACGUGAGGGUUUUAUCACACCGGAGCGCCCAACAACUGUACCGUCGGGAGUUGGUAAUGGCGGCACAGGUAGCGGAGGGGGAGCCACCAUCCCAAUGCCACCCGGUGCUCCCGGGUAUGGCGAACGUAAGCCAAGCUAUUCGAUGACUCCCACCAGCAGCUAUUGCGAGAUUUGCAACAAGGAGCUGUGCAACAAGUACUUCAUGAAGACGCACAUGCAGCGUAUGCAUGGCAUCGAGAUCGAAAACGGUGCCCAGAUAGGUGGUGUCGUCUGCAACAUUUGCAACAAGGAGCUCUGCAGCAAGUACUUCCUACGGGUGCACAAGCACAACACGCACGGCAUCGUGGAGGAAGGUGCACCGCUGCCCCAACCCCGUCAGAAUGGAUCAUCAGCAAUAGCGGGAGUGGGUGAGAUGGGAGCAGGCGAGUCCGGUGACGGUGGUUCCUUUCCGGGCAGUGAUCUAAAGCCGGGCGAGGUUAGCGAUCUUAGCAAUCGGUACUACUCACACUUCACCGAAGUGUGUCCAUUGUGCAGUCGUCGAUUCCGCAGUGCAAAGUGGCUGCGAGCGCAUCUCCUGAGCGAUCACGGGAAGGUUGGCAUUGAGAAGCUAAAAGACAUCGAACAGAAGCUCAGCUCGAACGCGCAAAAUGGAGGCUCUUUGAUGGGGAACGGUGCCAAUUCUGGUGCCAGUGGAAACAGUCGGAGCAAAUCAAACAGUCCCUCGCUGAAGGUGCCGAAUGGGUUGAAUGAUGGCAAGUUCGGUUCCAAAUCACCGUUUGGAGGGUUAAGCCCAGCCGAGGCAGCCAAGUUCCUGCCGAAGGGUACCACCAUUCCCACACUGUUCGGAGCGGAUCAACCGACCUCGCCGAUAGGUGGCCUAAAGGGAUAUCAAUGCUCAUACUGCUCCUUUGCCACUCCGCUCUUGCCGUUGCUCUUCAUCCACGAACGAUCACACUCCAGCUUGACAAUAGUGCAGCAGCAGUUGCUUCAGCAACAGCAACAACAGCAAGAGGAAGCUCAGGCAGCGGCCGCCGCCGCCGCCGCCGCAGCAGCAGCAGCUCUCGGAGCAGCACCAUUCGUUCCGCUGCUCAAGUCCGAAUCGGCCGUCUCGCUGGCAAAGGAUCAUUCCGCCAACCAGCUCAUGCCUGGCACGUCGUCCGAAACGCCCACUUCUACGCCCGCAUCCACACCGGUACCUUCCUCAUCGCAGGAAGCGCUCAACUUGCAUCAGCAGCAGACACGAUCCCAGAGCCCGGAACGGGCAGCAUCUCCACGCGAUCCCGACCCACCAACCCGUGCGGACACGAAACCUACCUCACCAAAGCCAGCGUCGCCACCGUCAGUAGCCGGUGCGGAACCGACGGCAAUGCUGUCGGAGGUAGCCAACAUUACCCAACGCCCAGCUGUGUACGCGCUGCCCCAGCAGAGCGGUCCGCUCAUGAUGCAAUCGUUCCUGAUCGAGGAAUCGCUCAGUGACGGUGCUGGGGGACGCUCGCCGAAGGAUGCCGCGGACCGGUCGGAUGGACCGCUAGGUCAGGAUCACAGGUUCGUACCAGCUGUUGUUUUCUUACCCGUUAAAGAGCGUAUCCUAACGCCGAUGACAAUAUCGUUCAAUCUGAGUCCCGCCUAAGGGAGAUCUCAGG